AUGGGACUCUGGGAAGCUUUCCUCAACUGGCUGCGCAGGUGGGGUGGUGCCUUAUUUCGGCCGUUUUUUAAGAUUUUAUGGUUCUGGAUUUCGUGGCUGUUAUCCUGUUGGCCGUUGAGAUUUUCUCCCCCUACUGUUCCGGCGACGGUUUUAUCGGGGGAUUCGUUGAAUUGAUUAAUGUAUUUGGAUUAAUCUUAUGGAGCGGUUUUGUCGCAAUGAUAGAGUUAUUUUUCUUUUGUUUCAAAUACUCUGCAAGUGAUCAACGAUACCCGGUUUUAUGACAGUGAUUGCUUAACUAUUCUAUUGCCGAAAUUUUACGAUAAAAAGAGGUAAUGAAAUAACUAUCACUGCAACCAAGGCAUCGGUUUCAUUGACCACCCAGUCUAGAGCUUUGAACUUCGAAGAAGAACGCAAUUCGCCUUCUCACCUAAGUAACAGACCUGUUCUUUCCUUUCUCGGAUGCUUGGCUUUUGGAGUUACUUUUCGAUUCCACUUGAACCCUAUUCAAUGCCCGCUUAUUAACAUUAUGACAUUAAUAUUGUUACUCAUUUUGUUUGUUUCAGUGGUAAAUCACAGAUCAUCCAUUUGUUAUCUAAUGUUGAUUUUCUAUUAUAGCCUCUUUUUCAAGCAAGAAAUGGAACUUUCUUUGAUAGGACUUCAGAAUGCAGGAAAGACAUCCCUUGUUAAUGUUAUUGCGGUAUGUUCAUCAGCCUUCAUUUUCUUUAUCCAGUGCGUCUUUUAGUUAUUUGAGACAAUCAUGGGGUUCUCUGUCUCUUUUGCAGACUGGUGGCUACAGUGAAGACAUGAUUCCCACUGUGAGAAUCGCAGUUUCAUUGAAUAUUUUUCACAUGAUUUUUUUUCUGUUAUUGCUCUGCGAAAGGAAUUUUCUCUAACUGGACUUGAAUUUUGUAAUGUUUGUAUACAGGUUGGAUUCAAUAUGAGAAAAGUCACCAAGGGUAACGUUACAAUAAAGUUGUGGGAUCUUGGAGGGCAGCCCAGAUUUCGCAGUAUGUGGGAACGAUAUUGCCGUGCUGUCUCAGCCAUUGUGUAGGUCUCCUACCGUUAUCUCGGUUACUUUCAUGAAUAUCACUUAUUUUUCAUCCUUUAAUUUUUGAGUAAUUUUUUUCUCCAUGUCUCGUUAAUGAACAAUAUUAUAGAAAAUAAUAUUAUAUAGAGAAACACACGAUAUACUAAAUAUCAUGAUAUUUUACUUAAUUCCCUUACGAUAUCUCUCAUCAAUUAUUGUCUUUGAAGUGUGCUUGCGACGGACGCUCUAGGACUGGCCAAUCCUUAGGAAAAGACACCUGGAUGAUGACAAUUUUGGAAUUACGAUCCUGCUGCAGUCCAGAUGAAUGAGUUGCAACAUGAGGUUUAGCUUACAGGAAUUGCCCCCUCGGUUAUUGGAUUUUUGACCUCGGAAGACUGUUGAAAUUGAGGACAGAGUUGCAACAUGGGAUUAGUUCAUAGUCAGGGGUAAUGGUUUAGUUUAAUCCAAUCAGAUGGUUUGGUUGAGUAAGUUCAGAACAUUUCAUGGAUUUUGAUGUGACUUGAAAAGUCUGAAAGAUGUUUUUAUUGUGGAUACAUAUCGAGAGAUAAUGGUCGUCAGCAGGAAGCAUCAUUAAGGAUAUAACAUGUCACUUUCAUGAGUUGCAGUCAAAUGAUGAGAAGUUUCUUUUGCUUUAUCAAGGUAGAGAACUGCUUCUAUGACUAGUUAACCACUAGAAAAGAUGAGGGCAUUGAGAUGAUGGGUUUUGUUGUCUGGCACUAGUCUACGGCUGUGCAGUUGGAAAAUUAAGCGUUGGUUCAAGGAAAUGGCAUGAUCCAUUCUUUUUGACCGAUGUUAUGUUCCCUGAACUUGUGUUACAUCUCUUUUUUUUGGCUCUCAUAUCUCCCACAACAAUAUGAAAUGAAGAAAAUUGGAAAAUGCCAUCAUGCUGUUUUUUUGUGGUUGAUAUACCUCAUUGGUUGCUCAUUAACUUCGUCACUUGACUAAUCAAAAGAAUUUUUAUAAAAAAAUUAAGACUUAAAUGCAGUCUAAUAGGUACCUAGAUAAGAAAAAAUGAACAAUGUCCUUGUUCUUUAUCAUGAGAUGAAAUCAAGGCUGUCGAGAUGAUUAAGCAAUCCACGUCCUUGUUGUCUUGCAACAAGAAAAAGCAUUGGACGAGUUCCUAGACGAAGCCUACUUUUAAACAUAUAUUAGGAAAUAUUAUAAAGUACUAAUUAGAUACCAAGUGACUAAUAAUGUCAAGGAUUUAUCUCUACAUAAUACGCAAAAUACACAAGGACAUGUUUUACAUAUUCGUAGCACUAAUACCAUGUUAAGAUAUAUAUCCAAUCUUUAUGCUAAAAAAGUUGAACUUAUUUUAUUAUUGUAAAAUGUCUUCAAAUGUCUGCCGAUAUAAAUGGAAUCACUAAAGAUUAUUUUGGUGAUAUUUGUAAGAAGGGCAAAAGCGAAUGGUAAUGCAAUGCUGGAAAGAAAUGUGUCAAAGAUAAAAAAUCUGCUCUCAAUACUUCCCGUUCUCUUUUUCACUAUCUUAGUCAGUUUAUUUAAAACUUGAUGACAUGUGACAAGCACAAUUAUUUCCCGAAAAUUUAUCUAAAGUUGUGUUUAUAAAUUACUAUUUCCUUUCAUUCAGUCAGAUUUAAUCCGACCAGUGAUAACACUUCAUGAUAAAAAUCUUUUCAGGAUUGAGGGAUCUGCACGGAUGCUUUCGUCUUUAGUACUUAUGUACUUACUUCUGUUUGAGCUGGAUGGCUCAAAAUGAAGACGAUUAGCAGACUCUCUUUCUGAACUGCCCCCUAGAUUUUAGUGUGAUGCAUCUUGACAUAGAUUUGGUAGAUAGACUUAUUUCUUUGUUGAUAUAAUCACAAAGUUUCUUUCUUACGUUCGGACCUUGAUAAUCCUACAUGCGGUCGUGUUGGCAAUGGGACUUGAUCAGUAGCUAACCUCCCUCGUCCUGUUUCUAUCUCUGCAACUUUUAUCCAGACAUUCAAGAGAGCUUAAAAACGUCAACCCCAGUGUUCUUAAAACUGUAACAGGAUUACAUCCUGGGUUUUCUUCAACUCCCUUGAUUGUUACUCUUUCGAUCAAUUACAGCCUUUGCUUAUCUGGGUUUGAUCGUAAAUAAUCAAGCCCACUGAUCUGGUUAGUCCGUUCAUGUCAGCACAUCGAAAUCCACGUUAAAUUGCCACUUUAUACCAGUUCAUGUUCUAAACGCCUGCUUGAGCUUACCCAUUUUUUCCAGCAGGAAUUUCAGGGAACGUUGUUGCCCAGAUGAACAACAUUCGGAGACCGGUUGCCCAUUCUCUCUCUCUCUCUACUGAAGGGGAUUAUUUUUCGCUGUGCUGGGAUUAUUGACCAUAUGUUCUUCCUUCACUAAGAAACACAUCUCAGCUGCUACCUAUGAUACUUCUUUGCUAUUUUUAUUACUCUCUGAGCAUGGGAUUUAUCUGCACAAAAAAAAGAAACAUAACUCGGUAUUCUGUAUCUCCGUAGGUAUGUUGUUGAUGCGGCAGACAGGGAGACCUUGUCCAUCUCAAGAAGCGAACUCCACGACCUGUUGAGCAAACCAUCGUUGAGUGGGAUCCCUCUCCUCAUUCUGGGCAAUAAGAUCGACAAGCCCGAAUCUCUCUCUAAACAGGAGUUUGCUGAACAAAUGUAACCAACCAGAGAUUUUCAAGAAAAAAAAAAGAUUUACUGGUUUUCUUUAUUCUUUUUAUCCAUAUUAAUCUUCUUUUUUGGGUGGGGGGGGGGCGGUUCCACAGGGGGGUCAAGUCCAUCACCAACAGGGAAGUCUACUACUUCAUGAUCUCCUGCAAGAACUCCACCAACAUCAACUCCGUUAUUGACUGGCUGGUGAAGCACUCCAAGUCGAAGAACUGA
Molecule: messenger RNA, 3883 nt
Organism: Spirodela intermedia
Lineage: Eukaryota; Viridiplantae; Streptophyta; Magnoliopsida; Alismatales; Araceae
Source: the annotation of a GenBank genome assembly